Messenger RNA from Nerophis lumbriciformis (worm pipefish), 1903 nucleotides. It is a transcript of the gene ik, whose product is annotated as IK cytokine. Lineage: Eukaryota; Metazoa; Chordata; Actinopteri; Syngnathiformes; Syngnathidae. The record is from RefSeq and is a predicted model, not a curated record.
UGGCUGCACGCAUGCGCAAUACAACUCGUCGCACACCGAGUUCCGGUGCAGACGCUGGAUCUGCUAAGAGCGUCGUUUAAUACACACAUUAAACGUCAUAGUUGACUUUUUUUUAUUUCAACUUUGUUACCGCGGGAAGUGGGACAACAAAGAUGCCUGAGACGGAGAGUUAUUCCAACCCUCUGGCCCCCGAGGGUCACGAUGUGGACGACGGCCGGGCUGCCGCGCAGUCAAAGUUGACAAAUGACGACUUCAGGAAGUUGCUGAUGACGCCACGUGCCACGCCUUCUUCGGCCCCGCCCUCCAAGUCCAGACAUCAUGAAAUGCCGAGGGACUACAAUGAAGAUGAAGAUCCCGCGGCAAGGAGACGGAAGAAGAAGAGCUACUACGCUAAGCUACGCCAGCAGGAAAUGGAACGAGAGAGAGAACUGGCCGAGAAGUAUCGAGAUCGGGCUCGAGAGCGCAGGGACGGCGUCAACAAAGACUACGAAGAGACCGAACUGAUCAGCACCACCGCCAACUACCGAGCCGUCGGACCCUCGGCCGAGGCGGAUAAGUCAGCGGCAGAAAAACGUCGGCAGCUGAUCCAGGAGUCCAAGUUUUUGGGUGGUGACAUGGAGCAUACUCACUUGGUGAAAGGUCUGGACUUUGCUCUGUUGCAGAAGGUGAGAGCAGAAAUCUGCAGCAAAGAGAAGGAAGAAGAAGACAUGAUGGAGAAAGUCCAGAAGGAGGCCAAGAAAGAUGUCGAACCCGAGGAGAAGAUUGAGUUUAAGACUCGUAUCGGUCGGAGUAUCUACCGCAUGGUGUUCCGCUCCGGUCAGAUGGAGAGGAACGAGCUCUUCCUGCCGGGCCGGAUGGCGUACGUGGUGGACCUGGACGACGAGUUCACCGACACCGACAUUCCCACCACGCUCAUUCGCAGCAAGGCCGACUGUCCCAGCAUGGAGGCUCAGACCACCCUGACCACCAACGACAUUGUUAUCUCCAAGCUGACUCAGAUUUUGUCUUACCUCCGCCAAGGAACUCGUCACAAGAAGAUCAAGAAGAAGGACAAAGGUAAAGUUGAUGAAAAAAAAGCUCCAGAGGCUGAUCUCAGCAUCUUUGAUGACAUCGGUGACUAUGUGGCAUCCUCGGCGUCCUUGUCCAAACCUCCAAAAGACAAAGAGAGACACAGAGAGCGAGAGAGAGAGAAAGAGAAAGAGCGGGACAGAGAAGAGGAGAAGAACCGCAGACACACCUACUUUGACAAAGCUCAUGGAGACCAAAACCAGGCGAUGGAGGUGGAGUCAGGUCCAGGAUCAGUCGGAGAUCAGAUCAAGUUGAUCAAUGAAAAGUUUGCUGGAGCAGCAGGCAGCCAAUGGCAGGGCCAGGAUCCCUCCUUGCCUCAGAGGAGAGAUGCUAAAGAACAUUUGGGAGAUUUCUUCGGAGGAUCAAACUCCUACGCUGAAUGUUACCCUGCUACUAUGGAUGACCUGGCAGUGGACAGUGAUGAGGAAGUUGACUACAGUAAGAUGGACCAGGGCAACAAAAAAGGGCCGCUGGGUCGUUGGGACUUUGACACCCAGGAGGAAUAUUCCGACUACAUGAACAACAAGGAAGCGCUGCCCAAGGCGGCGUUCCAGUACGGCAUCAAGAUGUCAGAAGGCCGGAAGACUCGCCGCUUCAAGGAGACCAACGAGAAGGCGGAGCUUGACCGCCAGUGGAAGAAGAUCAGCGCGAUCAUCGAGAAGCGGAAGAAGAUGGAGGCCGACGGGGUGGACGUGAAACGACCCAAAUACUGAAGCAUCUGCCCAAGGUCAAAGUUUGUUCUUGCCUGUGUGUUUUUUUGUUUUUUUUCAAAGACUGUUUGUGAUAAUAGUUGUGACUUGACAAUUAAAAUAAAGUAUUUUUGGUCAAAUGAAAA